AUGGUGUUCUUCAAGAAGGAUAAGCGUAAGCUCGAGCACCUUAAGAAGGACAUCGAUAUCGAUGAUCACCAAAUUCCACUUGAAGUACUACUUGAACGACUGAAGACUUGUAAAGAUUCUAGCUUAAGCAACUUUUUAAAAAGCCGAUUUGAGGGUUUAUCGACUGACGAAGCCGCUCGAAGGCUACGUAUGUAUGGGCCAAACGCUUUGACACCGCCUUAUAAAACGCCCACAUGGCUGUACUUGGCAAUCACGUUGGCAACUGUGGUGACGAUUACUGGUUUGUUUUCAUUUUAUCAAGAAGCGAAAAGCGGAAACAUUAUGAGUUCAUUUGCUAGCAUGAUUCCUACAAUGGCGCAUGUGAUCCGAGACAGUAAAAUAAUGGAUGUCAAAGUCGAGGAUCUGGUGAUUGGAGAUGUCGUUGAAAUCGUUGGUGGAGACAAAGUGCCAGCUGAUCUAAGAAUUUUUCACGCAAGAGGACUAAAGGUAGAUAACUCAUCCUUGACCGGUGAGUCGGAGCCUCAGGUUCGAACUCCCGAAUUCACUCAUAAGAAUCCUCUUGAGUCCAAAAAUGUGGCUAUGUUCUCGACUAAUGUGCUGGAAGGAAGUGGGCGAGGUGUUGUCAUUCUCACAGCAGACAAUACGGUGGUCGGCAGAAUUGCGGCUCUCACCGCGCACGUAUCAUCGGGUCCAAGUCCUAUCGCCAAGGAGAUUUAUCACUUUAUUCAUAUUAUCACGAUUGUUGCAUUGAGCGUUGGUGUGACAUUCUUUGUAUUGUCCAUCAUUUACGGCUAUACACUCAUUCACGCGCUCAUCUUUUUCAUGGGGAUUGUCGUUGCCAAUGUUCCCGAAGGAAUUGUGGCCACAGUUACGGUGUGUCUUACCUUAACAGCCGUCAAAAUGCGUCGAAAGAACUGUUUGGUGAAAAAUCUCGAAGCUGUCGAGACACUGGGUUCUACGUCCACAAUUUGUUCGGACAAAACAGGAACACUCACUCAGAAUCGCAUGACUAACGAGGACUUUUCGGUGCCUCUUGCACGGCGAGAAGUGACCGGCGACGCUUCCGAAGUGGCAAUUAUGAAGUACUGCGAGCUUAUCCUCGGCGAUGGAGGCACGAAAAAAAUGCGCGACAAAGUACCGAAAGUUGUCGAAAUUCCCUUCAACUCAACCAAUAAAUAUCAGGUCUCGAUCCAUCGAAAUGGCAAUCAAUUUUUGUUGGCUAUGAAGGGGGCACCAGAGAAAAUAUUGAAAGCUUGUUCGACCUUGAUGAUAGAUGGCAACGAGAUUGCAAAAGAUACUAAAUUCGAACAGGACUUCGUGAAGGUCUACGAACAACUGGGCGGGUUCGGAGAACGAGUGCUUGGUUUUUGUGAUUUAGAGCUCGAUCCAGAAAAGUUUCCACCCAACUACGUAUUUGACACGGAAAAACCAAAUUUUCCUCUUACAAAUCUACGAUUUCUUGGAUUGAUUUCUAUGAUCGAUCCACCGCGGCCCGGUGUCCCACAAGCUGUACAGCUUUGUCAGUCGGCCGGCAUUAAGGUAGUGAUGGUUACUGGCGAUCAUCCCAUUACAGCGAAAGCAAUCGCACGUCAAGUUCACAUUAUUUCUAGGAAAGCCCGUGUACGCUUCACUAGUUUUCAGCUGCAACCUACAACGGCAAUAAUAGUUCAUGGCGAGCAGCUUAAGCAACUCAGCGGCAGGACGUUGCGAGAAAUUGUCAGCCAUUACCGACAAGUCGUGUUUGCACGAACGUCUCCAACUCAGAAGCUGCAAAUUGUUGAAGCUUAUCAGAACACGAAAGAAGUCGUUGGUGUCACUGGUGAUGGUGUAAACGAUGCGCCAGCACUACGUAAAGCUGAUAUUGGAAUUGCUAUGGGUAUUGUUGGUACGGAUGUCUCGAAGCAGGCUGCUGAUAUGAUUCUUCUAAACGAUAAUUUUGCAUCGAUUGUAACCGGUAUCGAGGAAGGCCGACUUAUUUUUGACAAUCUGAAGAAGAGUAUCGCUUACACUCUUACUUCGAAUAUUCCCGAAAUUACACCAUUCAUGUGCUAUGUUUUGUUGGGUAUUCCGCUUCCUCUAUCACUCGUCGCCAUCCUCAUGAUUGAUUUAGGAACAGACUUGUGGCCUGCUAUAUCGCUAGCCUAUGAGGUUCCGGAAACGGACAUCAUGGAGAGGCCACCGAGAAAUCCAGACUACGACAGACUUGUCAACGUGAGGUUGGUUUUGUUUGCGUAUCUGCAAGUUGGAGUUUUCCAAAUGUACGCUGGAUUUGUGACAUACUUUGCGAUAAUGAUGGCACAUGGUUGGAAGCCUCUAGAUCUGAUUUACAAGCGAGAACUAUGGGAUUGUGAGACGUUGAACGAUUUGGAGGACAGUUAUGGACAGCAAUGGAGUUAUGCCGCCCGCAAAGGUCUGGAGGCAAGCUGUCAUAGCGGCUACUUUUUCGCUGUCGUCGCACUUCAGUGGUCUGACGGUUUGAUAUCGAAGACGAGAAAGAACUCCAUAGUGAUGCAGGGCAUUGAGUGGGUCAUAGACAAAAAUUAUUGA
Molecule: messenger RNA, 2547 nt
Organism: Angiostrongylus costaricensis
Lineage: Eukaryota; Metazoa; Nematoda; Chromadorea; Rhabditida; Metastrongylidae
Source: the annotation of a GenBank genome assembly